This is a messenger RNA of Triplophysa rosa, 3624 nucleotides long. It is a transcript of the gene mpdu1a, whose product is annotated as mannose-P-dolichol utilization defect 1a. NCBI's taxonomy places the organism in Eukaryota, Metazoa, Chordata, Actinopteri, Cypriniformes, Nemacheilidae. The coding region runs from base 513 to 1277 and encodes 254 amino acids. Gene Ontology annotation, biological process: oligosaccharide biosynthetic process. The transcript is spliced from 7 exons. The record is from RefSeq and is a predicted model, not a curated record.
UCUUGCACAAAACUGGACACGUGCCCUUUGAUUCCCUGGGCAUAAGCAGCACUCAUCCAGUUUUUAGCGAGAGCAAAAGAAAUCUGCGUGCGAGCGACGUACGUUUGCGCUACAAUAACAUGCUAUCGACAUUUGUUUGUAAAAAAAAUGCCACAGCUGGCUGGCAGUAGGCCAAAUCAGUCGACAGGCCACCGGGAAUCGUCCCGGUUCUCCCGAUGGACAGGCCGGGCCUGCAUUUGGGGGAAUGUUUACUGCCUCGAGCUGUUUAACCGUGCACGUGCACGCCCACCUGAACGUCACAUUCUAUUGGUUUAGACGCUUUGCAGUCAAGCUAGUGGAAUAUACGAAAUAUGUCCGGAUCGUAACAUUUGUUAUGAAUGGCCAUUUGUUGAAAUUUCAGAAAGGUUUAGCUCAGAAGCUAGACAACCAAAAUCGGUUUAAUUCGCUUUCGGAAAGCUGCUGUGUUAUUUUAAGACCUCUGUAAAAAAGUUACCACCUACAGGGCAUAAACUAUGGAGACGUCUGAGGAAAGGACGAUACCCCAACUGAAAGAUUUUUUAUUAACUUUCAUGCCAGAAAAAUGUUUUGACCAGUUUUUCCUUCAAUUCAACUUUAUACACGUGCCCUGUCUGAAGAUUGUCAUGAGUAAGACUAUGGGAAUACUGGUUUUGAUGGCAACUAUUUUUGCCCCACUGGCUCAGAUUGGGAAAGUAGUUUGGUGUGGAAGGUCUGAUGGUUUGUGUCUGGGAUCUGUCUUUCUGGAACUGCUAGCCAUCUCUGCUCAUGGAGCUUUCUGCUACACGCAAAAAUUUCCAACUGAAGCCUGGGGGGAAAGUUUGUUUGCACUGAUCCAGAUUGCUUUCCUGACUUUUCUCAUCCAGCACUACAGAGGAAAAACUAUGAAAGGUGUAUAUCUUCUUGCUCUAUACUGUGCCUUCAUGUAUUUCCUGGUUUCACCUUUGACCCCUGUGUCAGUGGUUUGGAAACUGCGUGAGUGGAAUGUGCUGUUUGUUAUUGCUGGCAGGCUCAUCCAGGCAUGCAGUAACUACAGAUGUGGUCACACCGGCCAGCUCUCAGCUCUCUCUAUUUUGUUGGCCUUUUUGGGGUCUCUAGGGCGCAUCUUCAGUUCAUUACAGGAGACUGGCCUUUCACUACCAGCUCAGUUGCAUGCAGUGGCCUGUUGUUGCAGUGGAGUGAUCCUAAUACAGGUUCUGUUAAACUGGAAUAAAUGCAACAUAGAGAAAGUGAGGCAAGUGGAUAAAGAGAAGGCUGAGUAGAGGUUUUUAAGAACCUUGGCAGAUGUGCAGAAUCUCUCAUAUUGUGUUGAAACGCUUAUUUUGUGUCUGUUACUUAAAACUAGUUCAAAAUCACUAGUUGGCGCAAGCCGAUAUAUGGUACUCUCUAAGUCUUAUGCAUUCGAUACAUGCCAAAAACAGUUAUAGUGUCAAAUGCAGUGCUACAUUUGAAUAACUUUGCUUUCUCUGCAUAUGCAUAUGUCUUUCUACAUUGAUAGUUUUCCUUUUUCUUUUUUUGCGUUUUGUACAUUUUGAUAAACAUACGGGUUUGUGUUUUUUGGGGGGCUUAAGUCAUCAGACGUAAACAAAUUUGAUUGAUUUGGUAGAACAAAACUGGCCAACACCAUAAACUAACAGUGUAGUUUAACAUUUAAGUAUUUAGUUGAACAGUAUUGAUUUGCUUGUCAGUAUUAACAUUUUGAAAAAGCCAUGAUUUGUAAUUUUUCUCUGUGGUAUUUUCAGUAGAAAUGAAAUACGUUUAGUAAACGUUUUGUAAUGGGUCCUUAAAAAACAUUGAAUCCAUAUGCAUUCAAUUGAAGUUAUUUUAUAGCACUCAUGUUUCUUAUUGAGAGAAAGUAAUAAAUAACUUAACACAUUAUAAAACGUUUGCACACACACAUCUUGACGUUGAUAAUGGAAUUUCUUUGCUAAUCAGAUGGGAUUGAUGAGAUUUCCUGACAAAUCAGGCUUCACAAAGCAGAAGCAUGAAACUCAAGUGAGCUUGUGUAGAUUGCAGAAAUAGACCGCCAGGUGGCAGAAGAGUAGUGUUUCAUUUACAUGACUCAACUGAUCAUCUACUCUUUGUAAUUUUAUGAUGUUCACUAUUUCUUUGUGGCUUUCUUCAGUUUGGCCAGUUAUAUUAAUAUAUAACUAAUAAUAGUUACAUUAUAUACACAUAUUAACACCCCAGAAUGUGUAUCUGCAUUAAAAAAUAUUAUGAAAUCCUGAAUUUGUACUUUCAGCAUUUUAGUCUCAUUAUGUUGUUUUAUUUGUUUAAUUUUGAUGUUAUGAUUUAUGCAGUACACUCUUCUCUCACACAUUUUCAAACACCUUAUUCUUAAGUAAAAUAUCAUCAGUUAAUUUGUAUAAAGUUACUGAAUUAUUCUUUUAUGAAAUUAUUUUUAGUCAAACUGGGCGGAACUAUUAUAGGGAUUAGUUGUAAAAUCAAGUCUUGUAAAGAUAUUGAAAUGACGUCCAGCGUGUCCUUUACUGUUGCUUAGGAGCUGUGUUGACAGUGUGGUAUGGUUUGUUUGUUGGGUCUGGUUGUGUAGUCUUGGCUCUGUCUGCUUUGUGGGAGGUCUUCUCCGCUGGCUGUGUGUUUAUUUCCAGAGCAAUGAAAACUCGCUGAAACAUGAGUCAUAAACAUGAGUUUGUGUGCCUGCGUGUGGUUCUCUCCUUAUCUACCUGUCCGAAAGAUCUCAAUCUACCAUCAGAACGAUCUAAUCUGCUUGUCUGUGUGGAAACACCACGCCAUGCGUGUGUUUGUGUGGCCUGCCCAUGAGGGUCUGAAAGUAUUGACUUUGUUUUUGUACACGCUGCUUGUGAGGACUUUAAAGAAUUUGGUUAAAAAUAAAGUAACUCAUGUAUUCCUUUUUUAACUCGUUGUUUUAUUUUUUAUUUUGCAUGAGAUUAUAAUCGCUGUACUUUGAUGUGCUGUUUGGGUGUGUUUGAUAAGCAGCCCAUUGAUGCGGUUUGUCUAUAUAUCUAAAGAAGGUGGUCGUGAUGCUCAGUGUGUGUUUCUAUCUGUGUGGGCUCCACCGGAGUCGCUGAUGAUACAGAUCUUUCUGUAUUUUAAGCAAAAAAAUCCAACAAAAAAAUUCUGAAUCAGUGCAGAUAAAUGCCAUCUACACAGACGUAAGUUAGUGUAAAAUGAAAACUGCUUCAGUAAUAUUGGAAGAUUUGUUUCCUGUCUGUUGGUCUUGCUCUAAAAGAAAAGAACAGCUGCAGUGAAUCAAUACUUAAAUCUGGGUGCUGUAAUCCCUCUGUAGUUCACUGUGCCACGUCAAAGCUUCUCCUGUGUGCUCACAAAGUUAUUAACAAAUAAUAUGCCAGCUAAAAAUAGUUGUUGAAAGAUGAAGUGACGUAUUGUUUGCAUGCUUGAGCAAUAUGUGUGCGAUAGCAAGUGCGAUGUGGAAGGUGUGGAAAGGCCACUUGUCACAUCAUGUCUGCUACGGUUUUUACAUUUUUUCUUCUUGGUCUGGCCAAGUUUGAUUUAUAUGAAGCAGAAAAUCUGUUUUAGGAAUGUGUUUUCUGCUUAUUGUUUUGUAAAUUGUGACAAGGUUAGCAAUGAUAGAAUAAUAAUAUUCCUCCUCUGCCAUUAUUGUGUGUG